This is a messenger RNA of Closterium sp. Naga37s-1, 633 nucleotides long. The record is from the annotation of a GenBank genome assembly. Lineage: Eukaryota; Viridiplantae; Streptophyta; Zygnematophyceae; Desmidiales; Closteriaceae.
AUGAGUUGGUUCGACAGUGGCGGUGGUAGCGGGGGUGGUGGUGGUGGCGGCAGUGGAGGUGGUGGAGGUAGCGGAGGUGGUGGCAGCAGUGGGAGUGGUGGUGGGAGUGGGGGCUUUGGUGGCGGUAGUGGUGGCAGCAGUGGGGGUGGCGGUAGUGGCGGCAGUGGGAGUGGUGGCAGUCGGGGUGGAGCUGUUCAGAGGGGAGAUUCUGGCGGUGGACAGAGGCAGCAGCAGCAGCGCCGGAGCGAGACCCCUUCGCCCCAGCAGAUUCGUGAGUGGUUUGCUCAGCAUGGGGCGUCUGGGGGUAGUGUUCGCUGCCCGUAUGUCAUUCGCAUGGGUGACCGUGCUGGUCAGACAUGCGGGAAGUUUCACUCUCAGCACCGCUGCUUCUCCCGCCUAGACGACGCUUGGCGCGCAGAGUUUGGUGACGAGGCUGAGCGCCCUUGCUGGGGAGAGCUGCUUAGGUCCGGUAGCACCCCCCUGCUCGUGUCGCCUCCUGUCGCACCACCGCCGUGGCCACCCCUCCCUGCCACGCCUUCGUGGCAUGCACUCCCGCCGCCUUGUUUCUUGUCUUCCCAGGUCUCUGCCUCCCCUCCCGCCCUCGCCUGCCCUGCCCUGCCUUCCUUGCAUUGA